Messenger RNA from Pteronotus mesoamericanus, 742 nucleotides. RefSeq names its product shisa family member 4 (gene SHISA4). The transcript is spliced from 5 exons. The record is from RefSeq and is a predicted model, not a curated record. NCBI's taxonomy places the organism in Eukaryota, Metazoa, Chordata, Mammalia, Chiroptera, Mormoopidae. Bases 36 to 554 code for a protein of 172 amino acids.
GCAGCUGCGGCCCCCGUGGCGCCUUUGCUCCUGCCAUGUGGCUGCCGCCGGCCGUCGCCCUCCUGGUGCUGGGGGCUCCCCUGGCGCUGGCCGGCACGAGCUGCCUGGGGCACCUGGACGAGAACCACGCCUGGCGCCCGGGGUUUAGCUGCCCGCCCUUCGCCUUCUGCUGCGGGACCUGCCACCGUCGGUUCUGCUGCAGGGACGCGAGCCUGGCCAUCUCCGAGUCUCAGCAGAGGCACUGCCUGCGCUUCAGUCACAAGGUGAUAGCAGGCGUCGCCUCAGCCCUGAUCCUCUUUGUGGCCACGGCCGCCACCGCGCUCUGCUGCUUCUUCUGCACCUGCCGCUACCUGUCCCGCAGGCGGCGGCGGCUGCUGAGCCCCUUCGCAGGCCCGGAGAUUCCGCUGACAGGCUACCUGGUGCAGCCUGUGUCCCUGCACCCCCGGGGCCCCGGGGCCCCGCCGCCCGGCGUCGCGGGGACUCCCCAGCACCCUCUCCACCCUGCAGCUCUGCCGCCGCAAGUGCAGCCGCAGCCCGCCUUCCCCGGAGCCUGAGGCACCCGUGCUCCCUGCUGUCCCUCCAUGGAUGCCCCUCCUGGCUCGGAGUCUGGCUCGUCAGGCUCCCGACCGAGCCGCGCCCUGGGCCUGCAAGGGACUGCGCCCCAGGGAAGUGGGUGGAGCGGGGCUGCAGCUUGGCCAUGAAUGGAGGCAGGGGCGGGGGCCCGGGGCGCUGCCCUGAGUUA